Dama dama (fallow deer) is the source of this 3266-nucleotide messenger RNA. RefSeq names its product ring finger protein 182 (gene RNF182). Lineage: Eukaryota; Metazoa; Chordata; Mammalia; Artiodactyla; Cervidae. The transcript is spliced from 2 exons. The record is from RefSeq and is a predicted model, not a curated record. The coding region runs from base 222 to 971 and encodes 249 amino acids.
CGGCGGGUCAGACCCCUCACGUGGCCUUUGUCAAUAUGCUAUUUGAGACGGAGAGCGAUACGCAGAAGCUGAAAACACCCGGCCGAUUUCUGUCCCUCCUUUUCCUGCCUGUGUGCGCCUCCGCCUGAUUCGGGUGAUGUGAUAACUCAGAGAGACGGCGCCGUCCGAGCCUGCCUUCUGCGAGACCCGUCCGGCCCAGGACGGGAGGCACAGAGCCCGGGAUGGCCAGUCAGCCGCCAGAGGAGGCGGCCGAGUCUCAGGUCUCGGACGAGCUGGAGUGUAAGAUCUGCUACAACCGGUACAACCUCAAACAGAGGAAGCCCAAGGUGCUGGAGUGCUGCCACCGGGUGUGUGCCAAAUGCCUGUGCAAGAUCAUCGACUUCGGGGACUCCCCGCACGGCGUCAUCGUCUGCCCUUUCUGCAGGUUCGAGACGUGCCUGCCUGACGACGAAGUCAGCAGCCUGCCCGACGACAACAACAUCCUGCUGAACCUGACCUGCGGCGGCGGCAAAGGCAAGAAGUGCCUGCCGGAGAACCCCACCGAGCUGUUGCUGACCCCCAAGCGGCUGGCCUCGCUGGUCAGCCCCUCGCACGCGUCCUCCAACUGCCUGGUCAUCACCAUCAUGGAGGUGCAGCGGGAGAGCUCGCCCUCGCUCAGCUCCACGCCCGUGGUCGAGUUCUACCGGCCCUCCAGCUUCGACUCGGUGACCACCGCCGUGUCGCACAACUGGACCGUGUGGAACUGCACGUCCCUGGUCUUUCAGACGUCCGUCCGGGUGCUGGUGUGGUUGCUGGGCUUGCUCUACUUCAGCUCCUUGCCCUUGGGCAUCUACUUACUGGUCUCCAAGAAGGUCACGCUGGGGGUCGUCUUCGUCAGCCUGGUCCCCUCCAGCCUCGUCAUCCUGAUGGUGUACGGCUUCUGCCAGUGCGUCUGCCACGAGUUCCUAGACUGUCUGGCACCGUCCUCUUAAGCGAGACUGGUGCCAAGAAGUCCGACACCCCUUGCCACGUGUCCAGUUAGGUCACUUAGCCUUUGUUUUCUAUCACAGUCUCUGUGAUCGGCGCCCGUGGCGUGAACAGAGCCCGUGGGCAUAUGUCUAUGGUCCGUUUUCCAUCCAAAUGUUGACUGGGUGGGUUUUCCCGUAUGCUGGAAGUAACACGUGCGUUUCUACUUACGUGUUAGCAAAGAGACAGGGAUCAGCUCAGCCUUCUAGGGCUUUCCUCCUGAGUCUUCCCAGAGACAGGGCAGCUGCCGCUCAGAGCUGCUAGUCGGACCCCGGGGCCUGACGUGUUGUGCCGCUGCAGCCGGAGUCUUUGUGGACGGUUAGGCAUGAACUGGUUCCUCUUAUCAUCUUAGCCUGGGAUGGAGGGUAGACCCAAGAAGGGGGGCAGCCCCAGGGCACACCCAUUUGCACAGUGCACACCCCUGCCCCCGGCCCACGGUUGGCACUUCCCUGGAUCCUUUCCAGUUCAGAUGCUGGUCCCUCCGUGCGAGGUACUUGCCAAGAGGAACCCGGCCUCUUGCGUGGUUUCAGUUAUAAGCAUGUUUUGUCACAGUACUAUAGAGAGUUUAAAACGCCGAGGAAUCUGCAUCAGUAAACCUCAAGGCAGAGUGUGGCCACUCAUUUUGGACACACACCCUUUUUUUCUCCAUGUUUAUUUUCCGCUCUCCAGCUUUCUCUGAAAUUCUCUCAGAGCAGUUAUUGUUCACGGAGACCCAAUUGGAGCUUUUCCUUAAAGCAUUUUAGCUUAGUUUCUUCUUCUUUUUUUUAAAACCACGUUGUUCAUUCAGCACCACCCUUUAUCCUGGAUGGGGUUCCAUUUAAAUUAGUUGCUAUAACUGUAUGUGGAUUUCAAUUAUUUUUUCCCAUUUCAUUUUAAAUUCUAGUAUGGACUCACUUAACUUAAUCCUGUAACAAUUUGGCGUAAAUUGUGGCAGCGGAAACCCAGGAACAGUUCAGGAGCUGUUCCAGCUCAUGGUUUGAUGUGCUGAGAACUGGAGUAUUUUGCUGUGUUCUAAUGAGCUGUACCAAAAUAUAAUGGCUUAGGUUUAUGUGCAGUAGCUCAGGCAAAAGGAUGGGCAAGAGAGAUGUCAAGCUGAUGCCCUUCAAGGGAGUCCAUAACAAAAUGGAAGGGCAGAGUGCAAUCUACCAUUCUGCCAUCCCUGUUAAGUCCCUUUUAGAAUGGAUUCAAGUUCUCAUGCAAUUUAUUUCAAAUAAAAGCAUAAGCUUAUGUGACUUGAGUUAAUGAACUUCUUUUCGUGAGAUGGGGGACAUUGAAUGUAUAUAUUUAUGAGAAGAAAUUGGUUAGCAGAUUUUAGGUUUGAGGGAACAGAAUGCCCACAGAAAGUAGCCCCCCCCCCCCCGAAAAAAAAACUUUUUUAGCUUAAAACGCAUUACUGAUGAUAAACAUUUAAAUAUUCAUAGCUCUUAGAAAAGGGCAUUACUAAGGCUACUUUACUUAUUUGUGAUGAAACAUUUGGUGGGUGAAAGACAGUGGACCUUUCCAAUCUCUCUGUUCAGGAAAAAUUGAUACUUUUCUAGACCAGUAGUUUGAUUUUAAUUCUGUAACUGUUAACUUGGAGACUAUGUAUGCCCCGGGUAGAUAUGAUGGGAAAGUAUAUGUGGGAUGUGGCCCAAUGAAUUUAAGCCCCGAUAUAGCCCAAUACACUUAUAAUUUCCUGAAAUCUAGUUUAGAUGGCAUUGUGAAUGCAAUUUCCAAAUAUCCAUUUGUACUUAGAGUAAGUGUAAUGUUUAGGAGGUGUUUUGUGGCUUGGGUUUAUAUAUUUAUAAGGUUUUUUAAAAAGCGUUCAUUUUGCCUGAAAUGUAACGUCAGAUGAAUUGGUGAGUUGUCAGAGGGCGAGAUUUCUAGAAGGCUCUGGAUGUGGGCACUAUGUAUUUUGCUUAUUUGUGUAAGGUCCGCAGUGCUCAGUUUGUGUCUCUGUAUUGCGGUAGUCUUUUUUUUUUUUUCUUCCCAGUUGCCAGUAAGUUAAUUUGGUGUUAACCAGUUUUAAAUGUAUGAUAACAAAAAACCCUUCAUGAUGUUGAAUGAAAAAAGGACAGUGCUUCAGUCUUUUAUUUAUUGUGGUGAUGUUUUAUUUGUCCAUUAAAUUGUUGUUAUUUCCAAGCUAGAAGUCUGAUUUUUCUGACUGAUGGUUGAAAUUCAAUCAUUUUGGACUUCGUUUAACAUUAGAUAAUUGUACACUUGAGCUUUCAAAGACAUUGGUUAAGCUAAUGCCUUUAUUAUACAAAUAAAGAUUCUAGAAC